Messenger RNA from Prunus avium (sweet cherry), 338 nucleotides. NCBI's taxonomy places the organism in Eukaryota, Viridiplantae, Streptophyta, Magnoliopsida, Rosales, Rosaceae. The record is from RefSeq and is a predicted model, not a curated record.
AUGUCCCGUAUCCGUAGAAUCGCGGAAUGGAUGGAAUCAGAUACUGAGUCUGAUGAUCUCCAUGGCUUGCGUAGUCGUCUCAUAAUUCGUUUGCAGAUGGAGGUAGGACGACACUACAUACGGCGCCGUCUACUAGCAGACGACAACUUCAAUAUCAAUACAAGUAUUAAUAAUUUCAAUAAUAUUCGUAAUAAUGGGCCGUUGGCGGCGGCGGCAUCCAAGGCCUCCAUAGACGCCAUGCCAAGAGUGACCGUCACGAGCCAAGGCGCCGAGUGCAGUAUCUGCUUGGAAGGCUUGGAGGUCGGCGCUGAAGCCAGAGAGAUGCCCUGCAAACACAG